This is a messenger RNA of Chiloscyllium plagiosum (whitespotted bambooshark), 2100 nucleotides long. RefSeq lists its product as uncharacterized. The record is from RefSeq and is a predicted model, not a curated record. Lineage: Eukaryota; Metazoa; Chordata; Chondrichthyes; Orectolobiformes; Hemiscylliidae. Gene Ontology annotation, cellular component: plasma membrane. Gene Ontology annotation, biological process: regulation of osteoclast development; regulation of actin cytoskeleton organization; regulation of bone resorption.
AUGGCUGCGUUGGUGGUGCAGUGCCUAGAGUUCAAACAAGGACAAAAAUUACCACCAGCAGCUCCUCCAUAUCCAUGUGUGAAAAGACGAGAAGCAGCCAGUGAGAAAGGAGAACAACUGAUGAUGAGUUCUCUCUACAUUUGGCUUUCCACAGUCCUGCUGUCGGUCUCGGUGCAGGGUUCCAAUUUUUCUAGUAAUGGUUGGUCAAUGACAGUCAUGGAUGGAGUGAGGGCUGAGGAAGGAGGCUCCGCUGUCUUACCCUGCAGCUUCACCCAUCCUGACACUAAUCUCACACUCACCGGCUCUGUCAUAUGGUACAACCGUAAAUCAUUGGCUUACAAUGUCAUUUUUAACUGCACAUAUUCUGAUCCAGACCAUUCCCAGGGUGAUGUGUGUGAGAAUGUGAUACAGCAGGACGGUGGGAAUCGAUUGAGAUUUGCGGGGAAUCUCAGCAACAAAGAUAUCUCAAUAAUGAUGGAGGAACUGAGCCUGAAGGAUACUGAUCCCUAUCAGUGUCGUGUGGAGCUCAAUAUUAAUAGUUUUCAAACAACGUCUCUGACAUGGCUGGAAGUGGAAGCUGCUCAGGGAAAUGUCUCAGUGGUGACUGGGACAGAGGGAGAUUCAGUUACUUUACCCUGUAUCUUCGGGAGCUGGGACUCCCACACCCUGACCACUGUUACCUGGAUGAGGAAGGAGCCCUACCAACACAUCGUUACAUUUACAGCCCAACCACAGGGAACUUGGAAAAGUGUACACGGUGGAAAUCGGUACGAGCUCAUUGGGAACCCAGAGGAGGGAAAUGCCUCGACCAGGAUAAACCAGCUGAGAGUGAGGGACAAUCACACUUACCUGUGUCUAGUGGAAUACAGGUCAGAAUCUGAUUCUCAGCAUCUGAUACAGAAGGAGACUCGGCUCAUAGUACUUGUGAGGAGGACUGUGUCCACUGCCAUGCUAGUCAUUUCCCUGGUCAGCCUCCUGCUCAUCCUCAUCAUCAUCAUAUUUGUUCUCUUCAGGAAGAAAGAAGUAUGUUCGCUGCUAACUGAGUACACCAGAUCUUCAAAAAGGAAAGAACUGGGUUUAUCCAGCACUCCUGGGAGUGAUAAAACCCCUCAGCCGAAAACACCAGAUCAGGACAGUUCUAGCCCCUAUGCUGAGAUUGAGAGCAACAGAACAGGUGACAAGAGAUUCACAAUCAGUCCGUCAGAAGACCCGCAGCCUGAUUCCUGCACCUAUGCCAGCAUUGUAAUCAACAGCAGCAAAAAAGACAGCAGGAACGUCACAAUCGCUGAUGCAGAAGGGGAUGUAACCUAUGCAGCUGUUGUGCGCUCAUGUUAGGACUGAGCAUUUACAAUAACCUGAGCGGGAAUGAUUCACAGGUGCCUUCAAUACCUGAGAUAUUCUUAAGGACCUGAACUAUCAGCUGUGCCAGUGGAGCUUGCAACACAUCAAUGAACCAAUGUUUGCCAGCACUUAAUCAAUCCAACUCCAUCAGUUUCACCAGUGAAUCAAAUUCUAAUUGGUCCAAACCAGUCUGUUACUGCUUAUUGAAACCGUGCCUUCACAUAACUAAUUAAUUCCAAUCCUGGUCAAUCAGAGAUAUCAUUAAUUUCAUGUGCACCGUAUUCCAGAAAGCCAACUGGUGAAGGAUGAAACUGGAGCCAACAUUUAAUAAGUCAUUAUUAAUUUAUUUGCAGAGUGAACUAUUUCAAGCUUUUGCCUCCGAGUGCAACUAUAUUCACUUUCAGCAGAUAUUUCUUCAUAUAUCCUCAAGAGGUAUCUCACUUAAUGCCCUCCUACUGCAUAUGAUUAAACACAGUUGAUAUACAAUAUACCCAUCCACCUUGCUACUUAACACCCAUCUCCAGUGUCCUGCUGGGGUCUAUUGAUUGUUUCAUAAAAAUGUAACAUAAUGUUUGAAGAGUUCUGACAACAUUGUGAUUGAUGGUCCUUUUAAGAAUAAACCAGGAUAUGCUCCAGAGGAAAUAGAGCACAAUGGAUUCUCAUAUUUAAAGGCUGUGUUUUUAGUAUUCCCAAUAAAGAGAAAGAGCAGACUGAAUUUUGUAUUGAAAUAUGAAGUGGAAAUAAACAUUUUGGAAAACA